Molecule: messenger RNA, 1121 nt
Organism: Ixodes scapularis (black-legged tick)
Lineage: Eukaryota; Metazoa; Arthropoda; Arachnida; Ixodida; Ixodidae
Product: ferritin heavy chain B
Exons: 5
Coding region: 281-871 (196 amino acids)
Biological process (GO): intracellular iron ion homeostasis; iron ion transport
Cellular component (GO): cytoplasm
Molecular function (GO): ferric iron binding; ferrous iron binding
Source: RefSeq, a predicted model, not a curated record
GGCAUUGUCUCCGAGUCACGCGGGUGCAUGCGCUCAAGAUUGCUGGUCGGAGCCUCCUCGUCGCCCCAAGUCGUCGAAAUCUUAGAAGAGUGCAAUUUCGCCAAGGCGCCGAUAAGCUAAGAAACCAAUAAGACUCAACCAACUUGAGUACUUGUUAUCGGACCCUUCGAACGCUGGCCGACAAAGAUAGUUGGCGCGGAACGCAGAGCAGCGCCUUGCACAGACUCCAUUUUUCAGACGCACGAAAGACCGAUCAGCACCCGCUCGAUCCACAUCCACCAUGAAGCAAUUUGUGGUCCUCCUUGCGCUCAUCGGCGCAGCGACGUCAGGAAACAAUUUGUUCGAAAACCUGGACAAGUACCCGCUUCAAGAUGAAUGUCAAGCAGCGCUGCAGGAACACAUAAAUGUAGAAAUGCACGCAAGCCUCGUAUAUAUGCAGAUGGCGGCACACUUCGACAAUAACAAAGUGGCACGCAAAGGUUUCAGUACUUUCUUCGCGGAGAACUCCAAGGAGGAACGUGAGCACGCCCAAAAGAUCAUCGACUACAUCAACAAGAGGGGCAGCACCGUCUCACUCGUCAAUAUCGACAUGCCCCAGAUCACCACUUGGAAAUCCGUUUUGCAAGCGCUGCGAGAUGCCAUCAGCUUGGAGAACAAAGUGACCAACAAGCUCCACGCCGUGCACAAGACUGCCGAUGAGGAGUGCAAAGACCCUCAGCUCAUGGACUUCAUCGAGAGCGAGUUCUUGGAGGAGCAAGUGACUUCCAUUGACAAGCUGCAGCGAAUGAUUACAGUACUCAGUAACAUGGACUCAGGCACGGGGGAGUACCUGUUGGACAGAGAGCUGCUCGGGGACAAGAAGGAGUUUUAAGCACUUGCUUUUCAGUAGAAUCCCAAUUCUCAAGGCGUGUCGCUGAGUCGGCGACAAAGCAAGAUGUAUUGAAGGACUCAAACUGCAAGAAACACUUUCUGGUUGCCUAGAAAAAUUCAUAUGUAUUGGUUAAACGCUUCAAAACUUUCCCUAUCCCAACUAUUCGAUUUGUUUUUAAGGUUCCCACCGAUUUUAGUUUUCACGAAUUCUGGGGAGCAGGGGCCUCUGUUGCAAUAAAAGGUCAAACGAC